Molecule: messenger RNA, 1264 nt
Organism: Arabidopsis lyrata subsp. lyrata
Lineage: Eukaryota; Viridiplantae; Streptophyta; Magnoliopsida; Brassicales; Brassicaceae
Exons: 6
Coding region: 154-1194 (346 amino acids)
Biological process (GO): DNA repair; regulation of DNA-templated transcription
Cellular component (GO): SAGA complex; nucleus; NuA4 histone acetyltransferase complex
Molecular function (GO): transcription coregulator activity
Source: RefSeq, a predicted model, not a curated record
UAAUCCCGAAUUGAGGUUUUAUAAUAAAAUCCUACUAGCUAAUCCCGAUUGUUUUAGACCUAGUUUGACACUUAUUCGGGAUCGUCGCGUCGGUCAUCGGCGGGAGAGCUCCGCCGUGUAAAUUUCGCUUGCUAUCUUCACUUACUUCCCGCAAUGGUUGUUGCUAUAUCUGUCACUGGACCUGAGAAUGUCCCUCCACAUUUGAAACCUCAAUUCAUAGAAUUGAAGGGUGCGCAGGUUAAGGAACUCUUAGACUCACUAAAGCAUGUACUUGGGACGGAUUUCAAGAGAAGCUUAUUUCCUCUUAUUGACACUCUUUCAGUUGAGAGGGUUCUUGUUGGAACUGGGGGAGCAUGUUGUGAGUCUUUGAUGCCUUUGGCUUUCAGCCUACUCGUUCACCACGUUCGCAGAGAUCUUUCUCUUGCUCAGCUUUUGGAGAAGGGUGAGGUGGGAAAGGAUCAGGUCACUUUUAGGUUGAAACUUGAACUUCCUUUCCAGAUGGUCUUUGAGAAAUGGCGUCUUCUUCUUCCUGAAAUUAUAAUACAGCCUUUAAUUGUGAAGGUUUCUCCUGCUGCUCAGGGGAUGCACUCACAAGCUCUAGCUUCACAAUCAUCUGUUCCGCUGGGUUUUAAAGGAAUGAGAGAAGAUGAGGUCUGGAAAGCCUAUGGUGCUUUAAGGAGUGGUGUCCACUGCUUAGCUCUCUUCAAAGGAAAGGAUGAGGUGAAGGAAAUGCUUAAUUCGUUCUCCGAGUUUCUUGCUAUUAUGGAACCUCUGUAUCUGGUGGACAUGUUCUCUUUAUGCAUGCCAGGGCUUUUUGACAGCCUGAUAUACAAUAAACAACUGGUUCAAAUAUUUGCUGAACUUCGGCAAGUUCCCAAAUUAUACAAGCCAUUUUCAGAUGGUCUGAUUAGCUUACUAGUAAGCAUCAAACUUGAUGUUCUGAAGAAUCCAGAUUAUGGUGCAGCUAAACUAAUUUUGCAUUUGUUUAUAUGCAUCCUUGGGGAUGAUACCAAAACACAAUCUGAUAUCGAAAGAAUAUUACAGCACCACGAGCUUGUUAUUAUGGAAGUUAAAGAUAACAAGCUCGUUAUUAUGUUCACCACGAGCAAUUGCCUAUUUGUCACAUGCAAUUGCUCAGCACUGUGUUCAUAUGUCUCAUUGGAUGUAAAUAUGAACUAUUUUUCAUGGACCUAAUCCCAUGUGUUGGACUGAUACUUACAGAUGUGAGAGAAAAAGUUGCAAAUCCAUACUAUGUUAAAAGUCA